This is a messenger RNA of Cajanus cajan (pigeon pea), 2129 nucleotides long. Its product is annotated as basic leucine zipper 34. Gene Ontology annotation, cellular component: nucleus. Lineage: Eukaryota; Viridiplantae; Streptophyta; Magnoliopsida; Fabales; Fabaceae. Gene Ontology annotation, molecular function: DNA binding; DNA-binding transcription factor activity. The record is from RefSeq and is a predicted model, not a curated record. Gene Ontology annotation, biological process: positive regulation of DNA-templated transcription.
UACACAGACAUUACAUGUAUAUAUAUGCAUAGAUAAUCAUUAAUAAAUAUACCAACAUUUUUUUUUUCUCGCCAAGCCUUGUGUUUGGUUUGGUUAUAUAUAUAGUUCUUUCUCUCUUUCUUUCUCUUUCAUUCUCCUCCUUCUUCUUUCUUCUUCUUCCCUUGAUUCUCUUGUGAGAGAGGGUUGAUUGGUGUGGCUCAAGAUGGCUCAAUUGCCGCCAAAAAUUCCAAACAUGGCACCAACUUGGCCAGAUUUUUCUUCUCUUCACCAAAAGAUGCCAUCCCUCAAAACCAUGUCAUCAAACCAAAACCCUUCGUGGGUGGACGAGUUUCUCGACUUCUCGGCGGCGAGGCGCGGCACUCACCGGCGGUCGGUGAGCGACUCCAUCACGUUCUUGGAGGCGCCAUUGCUGGACCACCACCCUUGCAAGGAUGGUAGUACUGGUGGCGGCGGUGACGACAACGAGUUCGAGAGGUUUGAUGAUGAACAAUUCAUGUCCAUGUUUAGUGAUGAAGCUUCAGGGAACAAUAAUAGUAAUAAUAACAAUAAUAAUACUAUGGUGGCACACACGUCGUUGUCCUCAUCCAACCCUUCUACACCCUCUGAUCACAACAGCAUCAAUGAUGAGAAGGAAAUUAUGAACAAGGAAAAGGAGGAGGAGGAGGAAGAAGAGAAGAAGCAAUUGAAGAAUGAGUCAGAUGAGGAUGAAAGCCAUUGCAAACAAGAAACCACACAACCUCCCAACAAUGAUAAUGAUAGUAAUGCAAAUGCAACAUGUUCCAGUGACAAAAUUACUGACCCCAAGAGGGUCAAAAGAAUCUUGGCAAAUAGACAAUCGGCUCAAAGAUCAAGAGUGAGGAAACUACAAUACAUAUCUGAGCUUGAGAGAAGUGUGACUUCAUUACAGGCUGAAGUUUCAGUACUGUCUCCACGGGUUGCAUUUUUGGAUCAUCAACGUUUGCUUCUAAAUGUUGACAACAGUGCUUUGAAGCAAAGAAUCGCAGCGCUGGCCCAAGACAAGAUCUUCAAAGAUGCACAUCAAGAAGCACUGAAGAGGGAGAUAGAGAGACUGAGGCAAGUGUAUCAUCAACAAAACAUAAAGAAGAUGGCCAGUGCUGCAGAUUCACCAUCUCAAUCACCAAAACCACGAUGUGAUACUCUCACCGAAAAGGAACAGCUUAUCAAUGUUUGAACUUCGAAGUUUGGAGACUCACUCACUCACCCUUCAUAGACUACUUAAUAAUAUAUGAUCAAAUGUAUCAACCACCACCUAGUGUAAUAAUAAGCAAGUUUAGAUAUCAUCUGCAGUGCUUGUUAUGAGCGAGAGUAGUUGUACGAGUGCAGAUUAAUUUUUGGUUGUCAGAUUUGACAGUGUGUCUCAGGACUAAAAGACAUGAUCUGUGAUUAUUUCUAAUUUUACAAGAGAAAUUGCAGAAUUUUGGAAGUGAUGCAUGCAUGGGAUGAGAAAGAAAAGAAAAGAGAAUUGUGGUAUUGUUGUGUGAGUGCUUGAAGUUGUUGUUGUUGUAAUGUAAUGAAUGGCAUAACGUACUAUUGGGUAGAGAGAGGGUGAGAAUUUUUAUUAGGCAAUUCAUGACUGAGAAGGGUCACAUUGGUGGUAGGCUUUUGCUAUCAAACUGAGGCAGUCACGUGAUGUGUUUACUUUAAAGGAAGGGGACCACUCAAGUUGCAUGAUUGGAAUGCAGGGAAACACAUGUGCACCAAAGAGAGAGGGUGGAAGAAAAAACACACUUGUCUUGUGUCUGCUUUAACUAUAUGGGAGAGGGAGGUACCUGUCGGAGAUUCUUUCACUUCAUUUUUAUUUAUUUAUUAUUAUUAUUUGUUGUCAUCAAAGAUUCUUUUUCAAUUUUUGUAAUUUGUUUGGGGGGUUUUUCAAUCCAAGUUGGAAAACAAAGACUAGUGCGUUUGUGUUGGGAUGGAUGAAAGGAAAGGAAGGUAUGUCAUUGUCAGUGAAAGCCUUGGCCACUCUGGGUUUUAUUGUACUUUGUUUUACUGCUUUUAAGGGAUCGAUGUAAUUAUCUUUAUUUGACGUAUUAAUUUGAGAGGGAAGAAAAAAUCAAAGUGUAAAUAUUCAGUUGACUUGAAUCAAUUCUCGUUAUAUAUGCAUUGCA